AUGGCGUUCAACGGCCAAUUGUCGACGACGGUCUACGUCGUGCCGCGCACGGGGUCGGGCGCGAACCUCAAGUUUGAUGCGUUCUUGUCGCAGCCCGGUCCGGACGUGACGGCCAACUACAUGCUGCUGGACGACCGCGCGUACUGGUCGAUCGAGAAGGACGCGGUGAUCACGAGCGCCGGGUGCUUGGACGCGGAUCAACUGCCUCCCGUGCAACUGAUGCAAGCCAGUCUCACAGACGCUGUCGUCGUCUCCAGUGUCGACGACCAGAAGAUCGAGUGUCCGUCGGGCAAGCUGCUCCAGCUCCAGUUCGCUGGCGAGAAGUUUGUCUUUUGCAACUCCAACACCAACCAGCUCACGAAAGCUGUUGGCGCCGACGGCGACAUGACGAUCGAGCACCUUGCGGACCCGACGAUGCUGCCAGAUUUUACGAUUCCUCGCGUUCCGGGGCAGUCGGCGCUGUCAUGUCCGGUGAUCACAAACGAUGCCUUUCCCAAUCUCCUACGCUCUCCGUCGACGACACUGUCGACGCGUGCGGCGUCACUUGGCCCCACGACGUGUCGCUGCAAGGGCCGUUGCAAGCCUUGUCUUUUUGUGCACGGCGUUGGCAACAACGAGUCGUCGCUGUCAACGCGGACCUUUCCCAAGACGUGGGGCAGUAUCCAGGACCACGCGCCAUGCUGUUUGAGUGUCGCGUUGGCCCACUACGAGUCCCGUGAGCGGGGGUGGACGCGCCCGCGCCACGUCAGCGGGUCGUCGACGUCAUCGAUCGACAACCUCAUCCUUGUCACCUACUCGAUGGGCAAUCUUGUCGCUGGCGGCGCCGUUGCCAACAGGACGUGUACGUUUGGGAGCGGCGUCACGUGGGUUUCGCUGGUGGGUCCGAUGCAAGGCAGUAACGCCUCCAAUGUGCUCGAGCAAAAGUGUGCCUCUGGCGACUGGAGUCCGUCGCUCGCCGUCGUGGGGUACUGUCCCGCCACGGAGGCGUAUUUGCAACUGAAGGACCAAACCAGCGUGAGCAUAGACCUCUACAACGCCUUUCAAGCCGCACAAAGCGUCCACCACCGUGCCAGCAAGGUCCUCUGCGGCAUCAAUGCAUCGGGCCUUGGAUCGGCCGAUGCACCAGCGCCCGUUUACGUUGGCUCGCAAGCGUUUUAG
This is a messenger RNA of Saprolegnia parasitica CBS 223.65, 1158 nucleotides long. RefSeq lists its product as hypothetical. The record is from RefSeq and is a predicted model, not a curated record. NCBI's taxonomy places the organism in Eukaryota, Oomycota, Saprolegniomycetes, Saprolegniales, Saprolegniaceae. Bases 1 to 1158 code for a protein of 385 amino acids. The transcript is spliced from 3 exons.